This is a messenger RNA of Schistosoma turkestanicum, 669 nucleotides long. NCBI's taxonomy places the organism in Eukaryota, Metazoa, Platyhelminthes, Trematoda, Strigeidida, Schistosomatidae. The record is from the annotation of a GenBank genome assembly.
AUGUCAAAUGGUUCUGAAAGUCCAAAGAAAAAUACUCCACAAAACAUCAUAGACACUCCUAUCAAUGUAGCUGAAAAUAGACCAACACAGACUGCUGUUUGCGAAAGUAGUCGGGGAUCACCGAAAUUCCAGCCCGCAUCACAAAACAGACCUUUGUCAACUAAAGAACUAUCUACAAGUUUUAUGAAUGGUCUACCAGUACAAAACCAGUCAUCUCCUAUACUAGAAUGUGUUUCUCGACUACCAAGUUAUCGUCGUCGAUCCAUACAUCCUGACCGACCAGGAAUAGACAAUCCAUACGCUGAUGAUUUGACUUGGUUUCCACAAUUAUCGCCUAACAAAAAAAGUUGUGUUCAAUCGCCGAAUAAAAAACUAAAAACUUGUCAAAACAACACAAAAGGAAUUCUCAGGGAUAAUCUAGUAAAAUCUUUUUUAUAUAUCACUAUUGGAUUGAUAUCUAUCAUUUUUGAUUGUUGCUUUUCCUUCUUCUUUAAAUUAGCAAAUAUUAUAUUCGCUUGUUUACCAUCAUUCCGUACUUGUUUUUGUAUGGCUGUAUUUGGAUUACUUCUAUUUGGUUUGCAUAAAAUUUUACUUGGUGAUCCAUUUUAUCAUAAUCCAGUGGAAGAUCUAUACAAUAUCAUACGAUUUCCUUUUGUUGAAAAACAAUAA